Dimorphilus gyrociliatus is the source of this 1161-nucleotide messenger RNA. The record is from the annotation of a GenBank genome assembly. NCBI's taxonomy places the organism in Eukaryota, Metazoa, Annelida, Polychaeta, Dinophilidae.
GCACAAGCAUUUCUCUCUUCAGUGGAGAAACAUGACAUUCAAUAGAAUAAAAAGACUUUAUCACUAUCUGGUUAUAUUGUGGAUUACUCUACUCGUUGAACCAUCGAAAUCUACAAAUAUUUGUAACGCUAACCGUUUAUACGAAUGCUAUUGUUUCAAGUGCAAGUGGCCGAAUUGUUGCAAUUCUGAAAACUUGGGUGAUAUUAAAAGGAGAUAUAUUGAAUUUUCAUUAAAGACAAAUUCCAAUCAAUUCAAUACAGACUUAGAGAGAAAAUGGCAAUAUUCAAUAGCAAAAUCAAUUCAAAAUGAUUGUAAUUGCACAAGAAAUUUAGAGAUAGUUAGUGUAUUCGUUAAUGAGGAUUUUUAUCGAGUAGUUAUAUUAUCAGAUUUUUCUCAACAACAACUUUUAAACUCUUUGAAUAAGACAGUAUUCCCUGAUUUCUCUCUGGUUAUAAAGAAUAGCCCGCAUCCUCAAAAUUCCAAAUCAACAACCUCCUCUAAAUAUGAUUUUACAGUUAGAGAAUGGCUGGGUUUUGUAUUUUCCGGUAUAUUUUCAAUAAUAUUUAUCAUUUCUUACUUCGUAUCCUGUACUAAAGCUUGCUUAGAUCGUCAUCGUAUUAAAAAAAUCAGAUGGGAAAGGAAAGAAGCUAGAGAAAAAGCAAGAGAAAUUGUUCGAGCACAACGUAAUAAAAAAGAAAAUUUAAUGAUUAAUGAAGACAAUGAUGCUCAGGUAAAACAAACCAAUGAAGGUUUUGUUGUUGAGAAAAAGUUGAAUGGUAUGGAAAGUGAAAUUGUUAUUAAAUCAGAAAACGAAUUAACAAACUCCAACGGAUUUAUCGGUAGGAAACCUCUUACUCGUUUUUCAUCGUUUGGCUCAUCAAAACAGACGAACAAUAACAGACAAUUAAGUAUAACUAAGAAUCAUUCUUUAGAUAGUACAAUCAAAAGUGAAAACGGGGAAAAUUUAACUGGUGCAUUUGACAAUCAUUCAUUUGUAAAUGAUACAUCGGAUAAGGCCAAUUAUGCAGGAGGUUUUGUUUGAAAAGAAAUCUUCAGAAAAUUUUGUUAGAAACUUCUUUGUACAUUACUUUUUUCAUUCCUAGAAAACUUUUAUUUUCUCCUUUUUUAUCCUUUUUGAAGAAUAAAUAUUAUAUUAAAAUA